AUGGACAUGGAGAGCCUACCGUCGGCCGCCGCCCUCGCCACGGAACAACCGCUGACGCUGAGGGCCUCCACACGCAACCGCAAGCGCACACCUGUCGUCAAGUCUCCGGUGAAGAGGAAGAGAUCCAAGGCGCCGGCGCAGCCCGCGCCCAAGGCUGCCACCGACAGCGACUCUGACUCUGUGUUCGUCGGGGAGUCAUUCCUCGCCGAGGAGGCGCACAGCAGUUGGAGCAGGAAAGCGGCCGCCACCGACGAUGAGGAGGUCAAGCUGGCCAAGUCGCACUACCGAUCAGCCAAGGUCGACGACACCAUCUACAACAUUGGCGACGACGUCUAUGUAACGGCCGGUGAAAAUCUGGUGGACUACAUCGGCAGGAUAACAGAGUUCUUCGAGGGCGUCGACGGUGGCCGCUACUUCGCCUGCCGGUGGUUCUUCCGUCCACAAGACACAGUGAUAUCCAACACGAAACUUGUCAAGGACCACACCCACGACCCGAAGCGUGUUUUCUUGUCUGACGAGAGGAACGAUAAUGACCUUGAUUGUAUUGUGUCCAAGGUCAAGAUCAUCCAGGUCGAUCCCAAGCUUGAUCAAGAAGCCAAGGCUCAACUAGCGGCUGACGCGGACCUGUACUUUGAUAUGUCCUAUACUGUCCCCUACUCGACGUUUGAAAAUAUCACACCAGGUAAUUGCUGCCUGCAUCAAGGGCAAACCAAUAUUAAUGAGAAUUCUGGGAUCUCAUUUGAUGGUGAAGCUAAUUCAGAGUCUGACGCUGCAGCAACAAAAGCAACAAUUCUCGACCUAUAUUCAGGCUGUGGUGGAAUGUCCACCGGCUUGUGCUUGGGUGCAGUAAUAGCUGGUCUUCAGAUCGAAACGCGAUGGGCUGUAGAUCUUAAUACCAAUGCAUGUGAGAGCUUUAAGUAUAACCAUCCAAGCACAGAGGUUCGUAAUGAAAAAGUGGAGGAUUUUCUUACCUUGCUAGAGGAAUGGUCUGUCCUAUGUGACAAGCACAUUCAUAAACAUAAUGGUGAUGCCUCAGCUAGUUCGUUGGCGGAUGAAGGGAAAGACCGUGUACUUGAAAAAGGCAAGCUUGUCAUAGACAAACUUACCGCCAUCUCCUAUGGUGGCACCAAGAGAGAAAAAUGCAUAUACUUCAAGGUGCAAUGGAAUGACCAUCAGGUCGAGGAUUCCUGGGAGCCCAUGGAGAAACUCCGUGCUUUCCCAGUUAAAAUUAAACAAUUUGUUCAAGAAGGCCAUAGGCGAAAGAUCUUACCAUUGCCAGGUGAUGUUGAUGUGUUGUGCGGUGGCCCGCCCUGUCAAGGAUUGAGCGGGAACAAUCGGCACAGAAAAUGUGACAAACCCUUGGAUGAUGACAAGAAUAGACAGAUUGUCACAUUUAUGGACAUCGUUUCCUUCCUUAAGCCAAAAUAUGUGCUUAUGGAAAACGUCGCGGAUAUUCUUAAGCUCAAUGGUGGCUCUGUUGGUAGGUAUGCUUUGAGCCGUUUGGUGGCACUAAACUAUCAAUCUCGGAUGGGGUUGAUGGUAGCCGGUUGCUAUGGGCUGCCACAAUUCCGAAUGCGAAUGUUCCUAUGGGGAGCCCUCCCGACCAUGGUGCUCCCAAAGUACCCCCUCCCCCAAAUUGAUUCUGUUUUGCAGCAAAGCGUUGUUGCAUAUGAUGAAAAUCAGAAACCAACCUUGAAGGAGGCUCUGUGUCUUGGUGACGCCAUUUCAGAUCUGCCCACGGUAAGCAACGAUGAAACUGCGGAUGAAACUGUGUAUAGUGUGAAAGCAGAGACGGAAUUCCAGCGCUAUAUCCGGCUAAGUCGUAAAGAGAUGCUGGACUACUCAUUUGGUGAUAACAAAUGUCCCUCAGAAGGUAAGCUCCUGGAUCACCGGCCUUUGAAGCUGAACAAAGAUGACUAUGAGCGUGUUAAGCAAAUACCAUAUCAGAAGGCGUUCCUGCGCAAGUCGGAGGGGAACAGCAACCCGCUGAUCGUGCUGCCCGACGACUUCUCCGACGUGGCCACGAUGAGGGCGAGGGCAAGGGCAGCGUCGGCUGCUGCCGAGGCGGCGGCGGAGGAGUUGGAAGGAGCUUGA
This is a messenger RNA of Triticum dicoccoides, 2094 nucleotides long. RefSeq names its product DNA (cytosine-5)-methyltransferase 1-like. The record is from RefSeq and is a predicted model, not a curated record. Bases 1 to 2094 code for a protein of 697 amino acids. Gene Ontology annotation, molecular function: DNA binding; chromatin binding; DNA (cytosine-5-)-methyltransferase activity. The transcript is spliced from 15 exons. Gene Ontology annotation, biological process: negative regulation of gene expression via chromosomal CpG island methylation. NCBI's taxonomy places the organism in Eukaryota, Viridiplantae, Streptophyta, Magnoliopsida, Poales, Poaceae. Gene Ontology annotation, cellular component: nucleus.